AUGUCCAUAAUCCUCAGAAUCAUAUUCUUAUCAUCCAUUAGUAAAACUAAUGAUGUUGACGAUCCCGAUUAUUUAAAGUCCUUAUUUUCUUUUAAUACCCCUCCAAAUAUUGCUUAUUUGACCAUCACCAUUCUUGGAAUCAUUGUCGACUCGUUUUUAUUAACAGUAUGGUGGAGUGUAAGUUUGAAGACGUAUCAUAUUGCUUUUGCCUUCAUCUCCAUGUUCCAAUUUUGCACGGGGAUCGCCGAAAUCCAAAUCAAUAUCAACACCAUGAGGGCCGAUGUUCACAACAAAUUUAAUCCUAAAUUGUGCAAUAUUGCUUUAAUGGUUACUGCUGCCAUUUACAAUCAGAACUCAAAUGCCCUCCCCUUGAGUAAUUCUAUUUUGCUCGGGUGUAAUGUUGCAUGUGCAGUAGGUUUAUUGUUUAUUGCAUGGCAUUUCAGACGGAGACUUCCUCCUGCGUUCCAAGUUGAAGAAUAUGACAUAUCGAAAUUGAGUCCCUUUCAAUUGGAAGGGUUUGCCAUAUUGAUGGAAAGGAAUUUCAAGUAUAACGGAGGAAUAAGUGGUAAAGCUGCUAUAUCCUUAAUCAAGAGUUAUUUAGCAUGUGAUUUGCCAGGUAUGAGAACUAAAUUGAUUAGAACAUACAACACUAACAAGUCCAAUCCAAGUAAGUUAUGGGAUACUUUGGAUGAAGAAGAUAUUCUUUUUAGAACCAGAUCAAGAGUCACCAGUGACUCGGCAACCUAUAUUGAGAAUGACCCCUUUGAUGUUCAAUCCUACAAACCUUUACUGAAGAACCAAUUAAAAAAAUUGCAAAAAAAGGAUAAAAAUAAGAAUAAGAAGGAAGCAGCUUCAUUAGAGUUAUUGGCUGAAAACUCUCAAGAAUUCUACGAUGUCUUGUGCAAUACAGAAUCGAUUACUUUGUUAACAAUCAUUGAUAAAUAUGAUUUAUCACUGUACAUUCCUGCCAAAUUGGGUGGGAAGGUACUUAAUAAGUAUUUUGGUGCAGACUCCAAAUUACCUUUGUUAUGCAUCAGAUUUGGACUUUUAGGAUUCCAUUGGCCAUUCAGAAGAUCUACAUUUUAUUGUUCACCACCUAAAAAACCCGUUGCUAGGGCCGGGGCGGUGCUUUAUGCCUUAAGCAAAUGGAACUCUAAUUUGCCCAGAAGUGAACGUUGCAGAGUACUUUUGGAUCCAACUUUCAAAACUCCUGAUACAGAGAAGGUCCUUGCAGUCUCUGGUUGGUAUACGGCACCCAUACCCAAUGGUCACAUUAUAGAUUUGAGACCGUACACCAAAAAGACCCCGGAACAGUACUUUAAACUGGUGAAGUAUCGGGUUCAAGUACAACCUUUCAAACAAGAUAAGGGAGAAGUCAUAUAUAUUGACAACCCACUGGUUGAAGACUGUGAUCUUUUGAUGGAACGCUGGGGAGAUAUUUAUAAAAGAAGAGAACAAGGUGGACAAUCUUCGUAUUUAAUAAACCCCACUACCAAUUUCGUUUAUUCCAUGGUAUCUUUUGAAAGUGGAGAACAUAAUGCAAAUGAUGAUCGUUCGUUAAUGUUCUUGAAAGUUGGUGAUGAAUAUAUUGCAUCCUGUAUAAUUUUCAGAUUGGGUAAGACCAUUACAUCAGAUAUCCAAGGUUUAAAUGGUGAAAUUUCUAAGAAAUAUAAGGCAUAUUUCGUAAUGAUGCAAGAAGUCAUUAAGUUGGCUUUUGCUGAAGGUAAAGAAUUUGUUGAUUUUGGACCAACUACUGAACAACCUAAAGUUGAUAUUGGAUGUUCAAUUGUUCCCUUAGUUGGCUCUUUUGAUGCUGGGAAUCCUGUAAUGAGUUGGAUAUGGUGUUUCGGAUUACCGCUUAUGGAUCGUAUCUUUGUAUGGACUGGUGGUAGAUGCCAAUUUGAUCUUGAAACAGCAGAAGUGUUACCUUUAGCUAUCAAACAAACCAUUGAGACAGGUGCAAGUCAUUCAUUGCAGUUAAGUUCUUACCAUUGUAAAAGACAUAAAGGUCAAUGGGUAGGAGGCCAUGAUCCUUCAGGACAUGUAUUUUUAUUGGUACAUUCUUCACUCUUUAUGUUUUUCGAGUUUAUUCCGUUCCGGGCAGGAGUCAACCAAAUCUCUCAAUGGUUUGUCAUGGGAUUGAUUGGGCUUUGGUGGUUUAUGUUGCUAAUGACCAAUGUUUAUUUCCAUUCAAUCACUGAAAAAGUAGUGGGACUUUUAUUUGGAUAUUUUGCAGUGGCUUGGGUUUAUGUGGUAUCUCCUGCCAUUGCCCUUCGUUCUAUUAAAAGACCACCUUCACGUAAGUUAGACUACAAUUGA
This is a messenger RNA of Lizanozyma spartinae, 2319 nucleotides long. RefSeq lists its product as uncharacterized. Gene Ontology annotation, biological process: lipid storage; lipid droplet organization; phospholipid biosynthetic process. Bases 1 to 2319 code for a protein of 772 amino acids. Gene Ontology annotation, cellular component: endoplasmic reticulum membrane. The record is from RefSeq and is a predicted model, not a curated record. The transcript has 3 exons. Lineage: Eukaryota; Fungi; Ascomycota; Pichiomycetes; Serinales; Debaryomycetaceae.